Molecule: messenger RNA, 1631 nt
Organism: Lethenteron reissneri (Far Eastern brook lamprey)
Lineage: Eukaryota; Metazoa; Chordata; Hyperoartia; Petromyzontiformes; Petromyzontidae
Product: type-1 angiotensin II receptor A-like
Biological process (GO): calcium-mediated signaling; G protein-coupled receptor signaling pathway; immune response
Cellular component (GO): external side of plasma membrane; membrane
Molecular function (GO): angiotensin type II receptor activity; C-C chemokine receptor activity; C-C chemokine binding
Source: RefSeq, a predicted model, not a curated record
UCCCCACAACACACACGCGCACGCACGCGCGCGCGCGCUGGCUCACACCCGGCGUGUGACUCAACGUCGAAGGGAAGGUGGCCGAGGGCUUCGCUGGUUCUCGCUUUGAAGAGGAAUAACAAACAACUGUCUGCAAGUCCUCGCUCAAGCCCCUUGCGCGUGGCGCUGCGUCGGUUUGGUCGCAAGGUCCCCGUGCAGAUUUCGUGCCCCUUGUGACGGAAGCAGCCACCACGUGCUGGAGGAGGAGGAGAGAAAGUUGGCUGUGAUUGAGGGAGACCCGCGAGCUAACUCGACCCCACAGAUCGGCGGAGUUGUGGCUGCGGCGAGCGAGCGAGCGAACGAGCGCUGACCGACUCAAGGAAUUCUAUUGAAGAGUUGAAACGGAAGAAAGCGACCGUCGGGUGUGAAACUUAAGGACGACCCGACGCCGAAGCCUGCGCUGUUGCAUUCCGUCGCGAUGAGCGGAGUCGAUGUCGCGAACGAGAGCCUCGCCGCUCUCCACAACGGCACCGCGAUCAAGAACUUCGCCUCCGAGCGGUGUCCCGCGGCGUUCACGAACCCCGCGGCUCUCACCGCCGUCCCCGUCAUGUACGGGCUCAUAUUCGUGGCGGGCCUCGUGGGCAACACCAUGGUGGUGGCGGUCGUGCUCAAAUAUCUGAAGCUCAGGAACGUCGCCAACGUGUACAUCGUGAACCUGGCUACGGCCGACCUCGUGUUCGUGACCACCCUGCCUCUCUGGGCCGCCUCCGUGGCGCGCGGCUACGACUGGCCCUUCGGCGGCUUCCUCUGCAGGGUGUCGGCCACCGUCGUCAGCGUCAACAUGUACGCCAGCAUCCUGUUGCUCGCCUGCAUGAGCGUCGACCGCUACCUGGCCAUCGUGCGCCCGCUGCAGUCGCGCGGCAGACGCACGCGUAGGCGCGCCCGCGUGGCCUGCGUCCUCGUGUGGGUCACGGCGGUGCUCCUCAGCGUGCCCGUGGCCGUCUUCAGGGUGACCUUCAUUCCACGGAGGAAAACGGUGUGCGCACUGCGCUACCCAAGCGCGCGCACCUGGUUCCUGGCGAUGAACGUCACCCGCAACGUGGCCGGCUUCCUCGUGCCCUUCCUCGUCAUCGUCACCUGCUACAGCCUCAUCGGCAGGACGCUGCUGCGUCGCGGCGGCGACGUCGUCAGGCGGGACAAGGUGCUGCCCGCAGUGCUGGCGGUGGUGUUGGCCUUCCUGCUCUGCUGGUUGCCCUACCACGUGCUCACGCUGCUGGACACGCUCGUUCGCCUGCGCGUGCUGCGGGGAUGCGGCGUCACUGCGGCCGUCGACGCAGCUAUGCCGGUCGCGGUGGUCGUAGCUUACACCAACAGCUGCCUCAACCCACUGCUCUACAGCUUCGUGGGCAAGGGCUUCCGGCAGGGCUUCGGUCGGUUACUGCGGCUCAGCGCCUACGUGCCUCGGCCGCUCGCCAGCUCGUUCACUCGCUCGAGCUCGCUGCGCUCACGCGUUGUCGAGAUGGAGAGUCUUCGCUGAAGAGCGCAGCCUGCCCAGGCCGGCAGGGACGUGGAGGCCGUCGUGAGACUCGAGGAGGGAGGGAGGGAUGGCGCUCGUGCCACACUGGUAUGGUUUUUUUUUCAUUUCCGAAGAA